AUGAGUCAGGUGGCAAAAUGGCUUUUCCGAUCACGCGGCUGGUCUGUACCAUCCAGCGCAACGUUAAUCUCAGCAUCCAUAAAUAGACAUAGAUUCCUGCAUGAAUUCGAUGUUGCAGCUUCAACAGCAUUGGGGAUUCACCCAGGUUUCGACCAAUGUCCCUGGCCGAUAACCCUGGGGACAUUUCUUCGGUCGUACGGCUCGAAGGCGACCGCAGCUGCUCCAACUGGGGGUGCUGGGUCAGCAGGUUCAGAGGGCAACACGGGUGCUCAGGGCAGCCAGGACUCGGCAGACGCCGAGGACCUUAAGGUGCUCAGUGAGCUACGGAACAUGACCAUGGAGGGAUAUGUGGAGUACUGUAAGAAGAUGAGGAGCGGGUCUACACCUCCCCGACCACGGCUACCGCCUCUGCGCUUCAGUCGUGCUGAGAACCGGGCGUGGGUGGACGAAGCGCGCGUCUCCUUCCUGCGCCUGCAGCAACAUGAACGCAUUGGAAGCCUUAUCACGAAGGAGGAGAGCGACCUGAUUUUGGAGAAGCGGAAGGAGGUGCUUUAUGAUAGGGCGUUCAUGGCGGCGAUCGCAGAUCGGACUGGGGUGUACAUCGACCUUGAGGUUAAGGACUGCAUCGAGCAGUUCUUGGAACUGCGGAAGAAGACCGAGCGGAUUCAUCGCUUUGUGACGGAAUUCGGUCACACACUGCCCAAAACGGUCAAGGAACAACAGUACGCGCUUAGGUUUAUGGAGCGGAAGGACGCGGAAGAGGAACUCCAGGCAGCUCUCGCACGUCGCGACACUGUGGGCUGCCCUUUGCAGCAAAAGCUGCCAUGGACUGGACUGGCGGCGCGCUGCGAGCUCACCGGGCGCCCAUAUUGGGAAUGUUGCGGCCGGACGGUUGCUGGGAUACCGACCAAGUUGCAAGCUCACUUGCAGCAGCCUAAGCG
Volvox carteri f. nagariensis is the source of this 941-nucleotide messenger RNA. RefSeq lists its product as uncharacterized. The annotation marks the transcript as partial. Lineage: Eukaryota; Viridiplantae; Chlorophyta; Chlorophyceae; Chlamydomonadales; Volvocaceae. The transcript is spliced from 5 exons. The record is from RefSeq and is a predicted model, not a curated record.